Panicum hallii is the source of this 2691-nucleotide messenger RNA. Its product is annotated as E3 ubiquitin-protein ligase UPL5-like. Gene Ontology annotation, biological process: protein polyubiquitination; proteasome-mediated ubiquitin-dependent protein catabolic process; positive regulation of protein catabolic process. The transcript has 3 exons. Lineage: Eukaryota; Viridiplantae; Streptophyta; Magnoliopsida; Poales; Poaceae. Gene Ontology annotation, molecular function: protein binding; ubiquitin-protein transferase activity. The record is from RefSeq and is a predicted model, not a curated record. Bases 72 to 2513 code for a protein of 813 amino acids.
UCGAUCGGACUUUCCCCUCCUGCCCACCAAAACCCCCCCAAGUCCCAACUCCCAACUGACCACGCAAUCGCAUGGCUCCGCCGGGCGCCGCCGCCGCGCCGGAGACCGGCGCCGUCCAGCUCCUGCUCCGCAACGUCGACUCCCGGACCACCGUGAUCCGGGCGCGGCGGGAGGACACCGUGGGAUCGGUCCUCGACCGCCUCGGGAACGGCGUCGCCGCCAGCGGGGCCGAGCAGCGCCUGCGCGCGGUCCACGCCGGCCGGGAGCUCCCGCGCGGGGCGACGGUCGGCGAGCUCGGCCUCCCGUGGGACGCCACACUCCACGUGUCGUACCGGCUCGUCCCCACCCCGCACGGCGACGCGUGGAGGCUCGCGUCCGAGAUCGCCGCCGCGGCCAGGCUCGCCGCCGCGACGGUUGGCCAGCCGUACGCGGCCGCGUCCCUGGAGUUGCAAGUCAGGAGGUUCCUGGAUUCGGCCCGCGCCGCCCACCAGAGGAAGUCAAACAGCGCCCUGGGCCCCGUCGCCGAGCACUUGGGCAUCUUCCUCCGCAGGGGCGUCCCCGGCGUGCUGGUCCAGCUCUAUCAGUCCGACGACAAGCGGCGCCGCACCGAUGCCGAGCGCGCUAUCCGGUGCUUCCUGUCCCCCGACCCCCCGGCGGGGAAGAGCAUCGUCAAGGCGUUGACGGCGCCGGUGCUCUUGGAGUUCUGCGAGUCCUUCGCCACCGGCGCGCGCAAGGGCGACCCGCUCUACGCUGCCUUGCGAGACAUGGUCGCGACGGUGCUCUCGGACCCCGAAUGGACGCCGGGGCUCUGGGGUGACGUGCCGCGACGGCGCGUCGCCGAGCAGUUGAUCCGGCUUGCUAGGGAGACGGCGGUCGCUGUUAUCGUAGAGAUCGCCGGGGCGUACAGGAGCCGCGGCCACCCCGCGGCGGCAUUUGGGAACUUGGUCGAGUUCAAGACCUUCUGGUCCGUGCUGCGCCAGCAGGUGCUUGAGCUGGACGCCGACACGCCGCUUCGCCCUUGGAGAAAGGCGCUGUCCCAAACGCUGGAAGCCCUGCUGAAGAGCGUCGAAGACUGCAUGACCAGGUUCGAGAUGAAUUUGCCGCCGCCGCCGCCGCCGGCGGCGGCGGGGCGCAAGCAUACCUCGUCGUCGAGCGCGCUGACCAAGUGGACGGCCUCGCUGCACAGCGUUUGGGCCGUCCUGGCCGAGCUGGACGCGUGGUCGGAUGCCCACCAUGCGAUGCGAACCACGCUGGCGGCGCACCCGAGGGCGGUCACCGCGCUUGUGCUGACCGCCGGGAGCGAGCUCAGCGAGAGCAUCCGCUGGAUCACCAGGCACAGAGACCUCCUCGAGUUCGAGGCACGGAGGCACCUGGCCAUGGCAAUGCUGCCGGAAAUCGUCAGAGGCGCCGACGCGCCGCCCCCGCACGAGAUGCUGAUCGAUCGGGGGCGGCUGCUGCCGGACUCAUUCGGGUACAUUGCUCAUGCGACACCUCAGGAGCUACGCGCUGUCCUGUCUGUGGCGUUCAAGCACGAGCAAGCCACCGGCCCCGGCGUGCUGAGGGAGUGGUUCUGCUUGGUGUGCCAGGCGCUGUUCAACCCGCGACUUGUUCUCUUCUCAGCUUGUCCACAAGAUAGGAGAAGGUUCUUCAUCAAUCCAACAUCUGUUGUGGAUCCACUGCAUCUGGAGUACUUCGAAUUUGCUGGGCGGAUGAUUGCAUUAGCCCUGAGGCACAAAAUACAUGCUGGAGUUUUCUUUGACCAGACAUUAUUCUUGCAACUAGCUGGGAGACCUAUUACACUGGAUGAUAUUGCAGAAGCAGAUCCAUCCCUGCAUGCAAGCUGCAAAAAGAUCCUAGAAAUGGAUCCUAGUCUUGUGGAUUCAAACAUAUUGGAAUUAACAUUUGCUCGAGAAGAUGAGGUGUUAGGGUCUAGGACGGUCACCGAGCUCUUCCCUGGAGGGAAGGAUAUUGCUGUUACUAGUGAGAAUAGAUGCCAGUACAUCGAUCUACUUAUUCAAGAUAGGUUCGUGAACUGCACCAGACGUCAGCUAGCUUAUUUCGCUGCAGGAUUUCGUAUUAUGUUCAACAAAUGGAAACCCUGGACAGAGUUCUUUGCGAGUUUGGAUGUUGAAGAUUUUGAUCGGAUGUUGGGCGGUAGCAAGGGCACUAUAGAUGUGAACGAGUGGAGAGCUCAGACUGACUACCGUGGAUACAAAGAAAAAUGUCGCCAAAUCAAAUGGUUCUGGAAGGCCGUGGAAAACAUGACGGUUGAACAGCAGGGAAGGCUACUCUUCUUCUGGACCUCAGUGAAGUGUUUGCCGUCAGAUGGUUUCUCGGGGCUGGGUUGCAGGCUGUUCAUAUACAGGGCCUCCAGCUCCCGCGACCACCUCCCCACUUCACAAACCUGCUUCUACCACCUCAACCUCCCAGCUUACACUUCGUUAAGCAUGAUGCAAAGGCGGCUGCAUAUGAUCGUCCAGGAACACGUGAGCAGCGGCUUUGGGGCAUCGUAGCUUCUGUUGAUUUCUGGCUCAAUGUGGCGUUGUGCAUAGAAUUUUUGAUACUGUGACUGAGAUCAUAGUAGCGAUAUGUUCUUAGGCUUUUCUUCACUGUAGGAGACAUGGAAGUCUCACUCCUAAGAAAAGUUCACCUUAUAACUUACAUCAGAGAAAAAAUUGCUAUUUCAUCUGA